UGGAGGCUGUGGAAAGAGCAGAUCACGCUGCCUGAGAGUGACUUCCAUCAUCAUCAGAGGAGAAGAAGAAGAAGAAGAAGAAGAAGAAGAAGAAGAAGAAGAAGAAGAAGAAGAAGAAGAAGAAGAAGAAGAAGAAGAAGAAGAAGAAGAAGAAGAAGAAGAAGAAGAAGAAGAAGAAGUAGUCUGCUGUGGGGGUCACCAUGAAGCUGCUCUCCUACUUCACCCUGCUCACCUCUGCGGUCCACGCAGGCCUGCUGAGGAAGCGACACACCUGUCCUCAGGUGUGUGAUGUCUCCCGGUGUCCCUCUCCUCCGUCCACCUGCUACUACGGUCUGGUCCAGGACUCCUGCGGCUGCUGCGCGGUGUGCGCGGCCGGGGAGGGUGAGGCCUGCGGCGGCCGCCUGUCCUGCGGUGACGGCCUGAGGUGCGGCUCCGUCCCGGGGAGGCCCGGGGAGCUCCACAGCGUGUGCGUGUGCGCGUCCUCCGGGCCGGUGUGCGGCAGCGACGGCAGAACGUACCCGAGCAUCUGCCGCCUGAGAGCCGAGAACAGGAGAGCCGAGCUGGGGGAGACUCCUCCGGUCAUCCUGAUCCAGAGGGGCCGCUGCGACUCUGAAAUGCAGCAUCCAGGAAGUAUGCGCUACAAGUUUAACUUCAUUGCUGAUGUGGUGGAUAAGAUCGUUCCAGCUGUGGUGCAUCUUGAGCUUUUCCAAAGAGUGCCAUUCUCCAGUGAGGAGGUCUCUGUGUCCAGCGGCUCAGGAUUUAUCGUGUCCGAGGACGGCUGGAUCGUCACCAACGCUCACGUCCUCAUUAACAAGCAGCGGAUCAAAGUGGAGCUAAAAAGUGGCGUGUAUUAUGACGCCACGGUCAAGGACAUGGAUCAGAAGAUGGACAUCGCCCUCAUCAAAAUUGAAUCAGAUGGUCCUCUGCCUGUGCUGCGUCUCGGCCAGUCCUCGGACCUUCGUCCCGGUGAGUUCGUGGUGGCAGUGGGAAGCCCCUUCUCCCUGCAGAACACCGUCACCACCGGCAUUAUCAGCACGGCCCAUCGCAACGGUCUGGAACUGGGCUUCAAGGACUCUGACAUGGACUACAUCCAGACUGAUGCCAUCAUAAAUUACGGCAAUUCUGGUGGACCGCUUGUCAACCUGGAUGGAGAUGUAAUAGGCAUAAAUACUCUGAAAGUGGCAGCAGGAAUCUCUUUUGCCAUCCCUGUGGACAGAGUACGUCAGUUUCUUGCAGACUCCUACAACAGACAAGUCAACGGUAAUGCAGCACAAAAAAAGAAGUUCAUUGGUAUCCGGAUGCUGCAGCUCACACCUCCUUUGAUCAAAGAUCUCAAGGAACGUGAGCCCAAAUUUCCAGAUGUGAGCUCAGGGGUUUACAUCUACGAGGUCAUACCUGGAACAGCUGCAUCCAGCGCUGGAAUGACCAAUCACGACGUAAUCAUCAGCAUCAACGGGCAGCCCGUCCACAGCACGCAGGAAGUUAGCGAUGCAGUCCGGAGCGGCGCCACGCUCUCCGUGGUCGUAAGAAGAAAGGACGGGGAUGUUACGCUCAUCAUCUCUCCAGAAGAGACUGACUGAUUCUAUUCAGAUGCAGCGCUUGAAGGAAACUUAAUACCAGCUUUCAUCCGUUACUCGGAGCUGUUCUGACGUAGACGUCUGCCGGCGCUAAUUCCUCAGUCUGGUGCUAUUAAACAUUAGAACUGACAGAACGGUGAAACGUGACAUCUCUGUUUGUUUCUUGUGUCACUGAUCAUGUCAUGUAUCGUGUUCCUCUCUGAUCUGCUCAGAGAUUCAUCAAAUCUGAGCAUUCAGUGAGUCUGUUUUACAUUUUUGCUUUUAUUGAUAACUUUUCCACCUCAGCCAAGUGUGAAACUGUUCCGAUAUACGUCAAGCUCUUUAGAAUUUUGGGCAUUGGAGCUUUUUAUGCUCAAAUGAAUAAUGUGCAUAAAAACAGGUGUAGAUAUUGUACUAAAGCAGCAUCAGUGACACCAGGGAGUGUUUUAGUGAUUUCAAAAGCUCAGGGUUUAAAGACAAGAGAGUUAAGAGAACCCCAUGUAUGGUAUGUCUGCUGUCCACUCUCAAAGUGCGCAUUGGCGAUCCAGAAACCAUGGAUUGGCCUUUAUGCUGCCAGCCACAUUUGCAAAUAUACCACAGUGUUUAUGAAUGAAGCUGCACUUAAACGUCUCAAUGUCCUGUUUUUACUCACAGUAGUAAGAAGGAGAUGAAGAACACAAAUAAAUAAGGUAUAAUUCGAUGAAACAGGUGUGUAAAUCAAGCAGACGAAUCCUCCCUGGAUGUAAUGAACAUUUCAAAGUUCCAGUUAAAGGGUUGCUUCAAUCAAGUCCAUGCAGAGAAUUCUGGUUUUAUUUGAGAAGGUUUUUAGGAAUCCACCUCAGCACCACAGGAAACAGCAGUGAAUGGAUUCCAUUAGUGCUGCUCACACAUUGAAAAAUAACAUUUCUCCACCAGGUUGUAUUUCUAAAGACAGAGCACCGAUUGCUCUGGAUAAUCCACAGGCAUCACUAUGAAGUAUUAGAAACGCUGCUUCUGGGAUUUAUUCAGAAUAAUGAGGAUGCUGGACUUCUGCGUGUUCGAAUCCUUUUUGUUUGUUUGCUUUUCCAGGGUAGAUUCACCAAACUAACUUAACUGGACGUUGUUGUUAGUCACUUACAUCCACUGUUUAAUGCUUACUGUAUAUAAAAAUGGAAAAACACAAUUUAGGAGGGUGAGAUAUAUUAAAUAUUAAAUAUUUAGUCCCUU
This is a messenger RNA of Amphiprion ocellaris (clown anemonefish), 2762 nucleotides long. RefSeq names its product HtrA serine peptidase 4 (gene htra4). Gene Ontology annotation, biological process: programmed cell death; positive regulation of apoptotic process; proteolysis. Gene Ontology annotation, cellular component: extracellular region. The transcript is spliced from 9 exons. Lineage: Eukaryota; Metazoa; Chordata; Actinopteri; Pomacentridae. The record is from RefSeq and is a predicted model, not a curated record. Gene Ontology annotation, molecular function: serine-type endopeptidase activity; protein binding. The coding region runs from base 201 to 1580 and encodes 459 amino acids.